GAGGAACAGUGGGGAAAAUCUCGGCCGUCCCAUGCCCUCCUUAUAUUUAUGACUUCAAUCACAACGGAGUUGCUGUCCGACACUGUAAUGCGAAUGGAACAUGGGAUUUUAUGUACAGUUUAAAUAAAACAUGGGCUAAUUAUUCAGACUGCCUUCGCUUUCUGCAGCCAGACACCAGCCUCGGAAAGCGGGAGUUCUUUGAGCGCCUCUCCAUCCUGUACACGGUCGGGUACUCUGUCUCCUUUGGCUCCCUGGUGGUGGCUGUGCUCGUCAUUGGCUGCUUCAGACGAUUGCAUUGUACCAGGAACUACAUCCAUGUGCACUUGUUCGUGUCUUUCAUGCUGAGAGCUGCCAGCAUCUUUGUCAAGGACAGCGUGGUCCACGCUCGCCUGGGAGCAGAGGAGCUGCAGGCCCUGAUAAUGCGGGACGGCCCACGGAGUUCCAUGGAAGCACCUUCUGUGGACAAAUCACAAUACGUUGGGUGCAAGAUUGCCGUUGUGAUGUUUAUUUACUUCUUGGCUACAAACUACUUUUGGAUCUUGGUGGAAGGUCUCUACCUGCAUAGUCUCAUCUUCGUGGCGUUCUUUUCAGAUACCAAAUACCUGUGGGGCUUCGCCUUGAUGGGCUGGGGGUUCCCGGCAGUGUUUGUUGCAGCCUGGGCUGUGGCACGGGCGACUCUGGCUGAUGCAAGAUGCUGGGAACUCAGUGCUGGAGACAUCAAGUGGAUUUAUCAGGCCCCAAUCUUAGCAGCUAUUGGGCUGAAUUUUAUUCUGUUUCUGAAUACAGUUAGAGUUCUGGCCACCAAAAUCUGGGAGACCAAUGCCGUCGGGCACGACACGAGAAAGCAGUACAGGAAACUCGCCAAGUCGACGCUGGUCCUGGUGCUGGUCUUCGGGGUACACUACAUCGUGUUUGUGUGCCUGCCCCACUCCUUCGCGGGGCGCGGCUGGGAGGUGCGGAUGCACUGUGAGCUCUUCUUCAACUCCUUUCAGGGCUUCUUUGUGUCCAUCAUCUACUGCUACUGCAAUGGAGAGGUUCAGUCCGAGGUGAAGAAGUUGUGGAGUCGGUGGAAUCUCUCUCUGGCCUGGAAAAGGACGCCUGCCUGCAGCGGCCACAGGUGCGGCUCCCUGCUCACCACCGUGACUCCCAGCACCAGCAGCCAGUCGCAGAUGGGGGCCAGCGCCCGCAUGGUGCUCCUCUCGGGCAGAGUGACCAAGGUGGUCUGUACACAGCCUGACAGCCACGUGACUUUGCCCGGCUAUGUCUGGAGUGGAUCGGAGCAGGACUGCCUGCCACACUCGAUCCAAGAGGAGACUGUGGAAGGCAAUGGGAGGCAGACGGGUGAGACCACGAGGGAGGAGCCUUCCAGGCCACUGGAGUUUAGCCCAGACACUGGAGGCAGCAAAGGAGAAACAGAGGAAGUUCUGUAA
Equus quagga is the source of this 1430-nucleotide messenger RNA. It is a transcript of the gene PTH2R, whose product is annotated as parathyroid hormone 2 receptor. Gene Ontology annotation, biological process: adenylate cyclase-modulating G protein-coupled receptor signaling pathway; cell surface receptor signaling pathway. Gene Ontology annotation, cellular component: plasma membrane. Bases 111 to 1430 code for a protein of 439 amino acids. The record is from RefSeq and is a predicted model, not a curated record. Lineage: Eukaryota; Metazoa; Chordata; Mammalia; Perissodactyla; Equidae. The transcript has 11 exons. Gene Ontology annotation, molecular function: peptide hormone binding; parathyroid hormone receptor activity; G protein-coupled peptide receptor activity.